Rubroshorea leprosula is the source of this 2426-nucleotide messenger RNA. The record is from the annotation of a GenBank genome assembly. Lineage: Eukaryota; Viridiplantae; Streptophyta; Magnoliopsida; Malvales; Dipterocarpaceae.
ACAUCCCUCUCCUUCGCUACGUAGUCUGCAAUGUUUUAGGGUUUAUCCUCUGCAGUUCCUCUAUUUUAAGACUCUUGCUUCGUAUUGGUCCGAGUAAUCUCAGGAAGGCUAUGUACAAACUUGUUAAACAGCAGCAUGAGCAACGACACAUUUGACGGGCUGAUACUAUCUGAGAAGUUGUCAAAGCUCAACAAUUCACAACAAAGCAUUGAAUCAUUGUCUCGAUGGUGUAUUACCCACCGGAAGAAGGCUAAACAGAUUGUUGAAACAUGGAACAAAUUAUUCAAUUCUUUCCAGAAAGAGCAGCGUGUCUCUUUUUUAUAUUUGGCUAAUGACAUUUUGCAGAAUAGUAGGAGGAAGGGCAGUGAGUUUGUUAAUGAAUUCUGGAAGGUUCUCCCUGCAGCUCUGAAUCAUGUGUAUGAAAGUGGUGAUGAAUAUGGAAAGAAAGCUGUAACCAGACUAGUUGACAUAUGGGAAGAAAGAAAAGUUUUUGGUUCUAGGGGACAGAAUCUUAAAGAUGAAAUGCUUAGUAAAAAUCCUUCUCCUCCAGCGGUGAACAAUGGAAGGUCCUCAAAUCCUAUCAAGAUACUGAAGAGGGAUGCUCUUGCAGUUAGAUUUAAAUUGGUUGCUGGAGGAUUACCAGAAAGGAUAUUAACUGCAUUCCAAUCAGUAUUUGAGGAUCAUCCUAAUGAGGAGAUGGCUUAUAGCAAGUAUGGUGAUGCUCUACAUCAAUUGAGUAAGAUUAUGGAAGAUGUAGAAAAUAGUUUAAAUCAAGGUAUUUUUUCAGGAAGUAAGAAUGGAUCUGCAUUGCUGGAUGAGCUUCAACAGCAGGAAAAUACCCUUCAGCAGUGUAUUGGACAACUUGAAAGUGCUGAAACAAAUAGAGCUUCCUUGAUUGUUCAGCUUAAGGAAGCACUUGAGGAACAAGAAUCAAAGCUGGUGCUGAUCCGUACCCAGUUGCAAGUUGCUCGUGGUCAGGUUGAACAAGUAAACAAUGUAAGAAAGAGGCUAACAUCAUCUCCUAUUCCUGGCCCUCCAAUCACUCUGCAGCCAUUUCUGCCUCUACCUGUGGUUUCCUUUGCUCCUUCGAAGUUAACUGAUGAGGAGACCAAGAAAGCAGCAGCUGCUGCUGUUGCAGCUAAGCUUGCUGCUUCUACAUCUUCUGCUCAGAUGCUUACCUCUGUGCUUUCAUCACUUGUUGCUGAAGAGGCUGCCUCCAUUAAUGGUAGUUUAAAAUCUGGUGGGUUGACAGGAGGAUUACCUAUUUUCUCUCCAGAAAAACGUCCCAAACUUGAGAAACCAAUGCCUGUGUCAGAUGGCAGCAGUUCAGAUGCAGGCAAUACAGUCUAUUUUACGCCAGUUCAGCAACUGAUUACCAACAUGCCACUUGGACCAUCUUCAAGUAUGCAACCAAUUUCCCAAGGCAACAAAAUUCAAACUCCAUUUGCUCCUGCUCCACCACUCCCCCCACCACCUCUCUCUCCUGCAAAUCCUCCAGUAAGUCAAUAUGUCCAAUCCACUGGUUUGAUGGCAGGGGUAAUGCCUUAUGGUCUACCACCUCCUCCUCCUCCUCUGCCGCUACACAUUGCAGUGAAUUUAGCUAGACCUACUUCUCAGCCUCUACAGCAGCCUCAGUCCCAACCCUUGCAGCAGCCACAGUCUCAGCAGCAGCAACCAGCCACUGGAGGAUUUUACAGACCACCAGGUAUUGGGUUUUAUGGGCAAAACCAAGCAGCAACACCACCAGUGCCUCGACAAUGAGCUUCCCAGUGAAAGGUCUCUGUGCCAGAGGAUCAUAGGAGGUAUUGGAUGUUAGGGCAAAGCCAUUGGCCAAUACCACCAUACAUCUACAUUGUAGAGUAGUAGUGCCGUAAAAUCAUGAAUCUGGAGAGUUUUCUCCUGGCCAUGUAUCAUGUAAAUUAUUAGGAAAUUCGUAGGCAUCAUAUCUCCAGGUCAUCAGAUAUCCUUUCAUUGAUGCGCCCAUAAUACCCCAUCACUCCAUGUUGCUGUAACUAUAAUAGUACAUGAUAGCUCCAUAUUUUACCCUGUAUUUUGAUGUAACAAAUGUCAAACACUGCUGGUUGCUGCGUUAUACCGGCAAGCAACUGCAAUGGGCUGAAGCAAACCUGGUAUUAGGCUUGCCUACAUUUGCAGCUUGUGAAGGGGCUUCUCUUGGCAUCCCAAGAAGCUGCAUGCCAUGAGAAUUUUCUCUGGUAAAUCUGACCUUUGCAGCUAUCUACCUUUAGGGUUAGGGUAAAUGCUCAAAACGUGGGCUUCAGGUACUUUUGCCAUGGCAUGGCUGCACCGGAAAUGUAAACAUGGUUAAGGCUCGUUUCUUUGUUGGUUAGCGUCGUAGGCGGCAUAAGAUGGUGACUGUCUAACAGCUAUGGUUUUUUGCGGAAAUCUAAUAUAUCUCUUAAUUUUCU